CGACCAAGCACUUUCAAAUCCCUGUGCUUCCCUUGCCACAUCUGCCUGAAUCCUUCUAACAAUCUUGUGAGUUACCUACUCUUAUCAUUCCAUUUCACAGAUGAGGAAACUGAGGCUCAGAGAGGUCACAUGGCUUGCCCGAGGCCCCUCAGCCAGUGUGACCCCACACCUCUACCUGGGCCACCUGCAGGACACUGGCCCCUGCCCCUCAGCAGACGCCGGAGAGAGAUGAAGAGCAACAAAGUUAAAUGAAUGAUGAACAUUUAUGGAGACUGACUGGGGAAGACCUGUACCCUCUCGUUUGAAAGUCCCAUCUGUCUCCAAGCAUCCUUCUCGCUGUAGCUGGAGGGAUCCUUGCGACCGCCACAUCCAAUCUGAUCCAGCCAACCUUCUGGGCUCCACACUGGGAGCUGAGAUAUGGAGCAGCGGUCAGCAGUGUUCGUGAUCCUCUUUGCCCUCAUCACCAUCCUCAUCCUCUACAGCUCCAACAGUGCCAAUGAGGUCUUUCAUUAUGGCUCCCUGCAGGGCCGGACACGCCGGCCUGUCAACCUCAGGAAGUGGAGCCUCACUGACGGAUACAUCCCCAUUCUUGGCAACAAGAUGCUGCCCUCCAGGUGUGGCCAGUGUGUGAUUGUCACCAGCUCCAGCCACCUGCUGGGCACCAAGCUGGGUCCUGAGAUCGAGCGGGCCGAGUGCACAAUCCGCAUGAACGACGCACCCACUACGGGCUAUUCGGCUGAUGUGGGCAACAAGACCACCUUCCGCGUGGUGGCCCAUUCCAGCGUAUUCCAUGUGCUGCGGAAGCCUCAGGAGUUUGUCAACCGGACCCCUGAAACUGUGUUCAUCUUCUGGGGCCCCCCAAACAAGAUGCAGAAGCCCCAGGGCAGCCUGGUGCGCAUCAUCCAGCGGGCAGGCCUGCUGUUCCCCAACAUGGAGGCCUAUGCCAUCUCCCUCAGCCGCAUGCGCCAGUUUGACGACCUCUUCCGGAGUGAGACAGGCAGGGACAGGGAAAAGUCCCACUCGUGGUUGAGCACAGGCUGGUUCACCAUGGUGAUUGCGGUGGAGUUGUGUGACCACGUGCACGUCUAUGGCAUGGUGCCCCCCGACUACUGCAGCCUGCGGCCCCACCUGCAGCGUAUGCCCUACCACUACUAUGAGCCCAAGGGGCCAGACGAGUGUGUCACCUACAUCCAGAACGAGAACAGCCGCAAGGGCAACCACCACCGCUUCAUCACGGAGAAGAGGGUCUUCUCGUCCUGGGCCCAGCUGUACGGAAUCACCUUCUCCCACCCCUCCUGGACCUAGGCCACCCGGCUGUGCGGCUCUCACGAGGGACACAGGAGAAGUGGGUCUCUGCCCAGCUGCUUGACCCAGGGCCAUCUCCUGGCCAAUCAAGGCUGGUCAGAGUGUCUUCUGGCUGGUCAGGCCUUGAAGAGGGUGCAUCCUCCAGCCAUCCAGGACCUGGGGGAAUCUCUUGGCCAAUCAAGGAUUUGAGCUUCUAUGUGGUUAAUCGGGUGUUGAGGGUAUUUUUUGUCCAGUCAGGGUCUGAGCAUAGUCAGUCAGGGUAUUUCUGAGGAAUCUGAAGCUAAGGUCAUGUCCUUUCCCAUGAGGCCUUGGUUCAGAACCCCAGGAUGGACCCCAAAUCACUUCCUAUUGAUGGGGAUGGUGGGGUCCUGUUCCAGGGAGCCGCCUCCUCACUUUCCAGAGCUAGAGAGAGGUUGGGUUGGGUUCAGGGGCUCUCCAGGGUGGGAGACUGGUAUCUGGGUCUUGCCUCUGCCCUGAGUGGCCUCGAACAAACCCCUUGCCCCGUCUCUGGGCCGCCUUCUGCCUGUGUCAGGUUCUAAUUGUAGAGUCUGAGAACCCUCCCACCUCCCCCCACUGACCACCUUGGGUCUGUCCUCCUUUAAGACUGGACACUUCCAGCCCCCGCCCCUUGCUGGGGGGCUCAGCUUCCUGAGGGUCUGGGGUUCCCUUCCUCACCUCCUCCUGGAAACUUGAGGGUAUUUUUGUGCAACUUCCUCAGGCUUUAGGGAACUCUGAAAAGAAGGGACAAACCUUCAGUUGUUUUCUUAGCCCCUCUGCCCAGCUGCCAUUAGCCUGGCUCUUAAAGAGCCAGGCCCCUGUUUCUGCCAUCCAGCCAUGAGGUUUUCCAUCUGUUGGAGGAGACUUUGGGGCUGAGAGGAGGGGGGAUCCCAGCCCACCUGAGGUUUCCCGAAGCCCUGUUGUUUGCAGCUGCUAGAGUAGUCCAAGGACCUUCCCCUGCCUGGGCCUGGGAAGGCUCUAGAGGCCUGGGAGCUGUCGCCUAAGUUCUGUCACCUCCCUCUACAUCAGGCACUUUAUUGCUGGGCCUCAGUGGGCUGGAUUUACCCCCCAGCUCUUCUGGAGUCUUGAAGGGAAGAGACUGGAGGGCUUCCUGGAGGAGGCCGUGGAAUGGGCAGGGUCAGGUGGGGAAGGAGGCCAGCAGUGAGUCAUUGCACUUUGGGGCAAGGGUUGGGGGCCGGUGACUACCCUAGACUUGAUUUUGUAAUGAUUUGUACAGAAAUAAAUGCACCUAAGCUCCAGCCCCA
Molecule: messenger RNA, 2567 nt
Organism: Odocoileus virginianus texanus
Lineage: Eukaryota; Metazoa; Chordata; Mammalia; Artiodactyla; Cervidae
Source: RefSeq, a predicted model, not a curated record